CUCACUCUCCCAUCAGAUUAUGUUUACCGCUCCGCGCCUCGCUCUGCGCUACAACUGAAGGGCAGCUGAUCCUCCAUCCGAUGAGCUUGGUUUGGACUGCCAGUGAGAAGACGCUCUAUGUGGAUCGAGAGCUGAAGCAGCAGAAGCUGAGGCUGCUGGUGAGCUAGUCGGACCUCUUCCAGCUCGACCCAGCGCCCCCCCUCCCCACCCCUCACCUCCCUCUUCCUCGGCCUGAACCCCGUCACCCUCCGCCUCGCCCCCUCGCCGCCUCGCUCCGGUCCCAGGGAAUCGAAGGGAUCUGCUCGCCGCCAUGCCUCCCCUCUCCUACCCCUCCCCCUCCCUCCUCCUCUUCCUCCUCCUCCUCCUCUUCCCGCUGCCCCCCCCCUGCCGCCCGGAGUCCCAGCGCGGCGAUCCCGAGCCCGGCGACGGCUCCGACCCGACGCGGGGGGUCUCGCCCUCCAUGACGCCCACCUCCGUCCCGCCCUCCCCGUCCUACAGUAACAGAACAGCUCCCAGCAGGAAGUGCGAGGAGGCGUCGGAGUGCAAGCGGGGCAUCCUGCUGCCCGUGUGGGAGCCCAACCGGCCCGGGCUGGGCGACCAGGUGGCCCGGGCCGUGGUCUACUUCGUGUCGCUCAUGUACAUGUUCCUGGGAGUGUCCAUCAUCGCUGACCGCUUCAUGGCGUCCAUCGAGGUCAUCACCUCACAGGAGAAAGAGGUGACCAUCACCAUGCCCAAUGGGGAGACGUCAGUGGCGACGGUUCGGAUCUGGAAUGAGACGGUGUCCAAUCUGACGCUCAUGGCUCUGGGCUCCAGCGCACCAGAGAUACUGCUGUCUGUCAUAGAGGUGUGUGGUCACCAGUUCAAGGCGGGUGAGCUGGGACCGGGCACCAUUGUUGGCAGCGCCGCCUUCAACAUGUUUGUGAUCAUCGGGCUCUGUGUGUGGGUGAUUCCUGACGGAGAGACCCGCAAGAUCAAACACCUGCGGGUGUUCUUCAUCACCGCCUUCUGGAGCAUCUUCGCCUACAUCUGGCUCUACCUCAUCCUGUCCAUCAUCUCGCCGGGCGAGGUUGAGGUGUGGGAAGCCCUGGUGACCUUGCUCUUCUUCCCGGUGUGCGUCAUCCUGGCCUGGAUUGCCGACCGCCGCCUGCUGUUCUACAAGUACAUGGGCAAGCGUUACCGUGCCGACAAACGCCACGGCAUCGUCGUGGAGACCGAGGGCGACCUGACGCCCAACAAGGGCGGCAUGGAAAUGAUCAUGGACGGCAAGUUCCCGUCGCGGGGGGGCACCGUGAUGCCCGCUGAGAACUGCGGGGGCACCCAGGACGGCCCGGCGGGCGCCGCGGCCAACAACGUCAUGGCAGGAGCGGGGGCCACGGCGACGGUAACCGGAGGCAACCUGCCCACCUCCAACAGCACUAUGGUCAACAUGGAGAACACCAAGGAGCUGGACGAGAGCCGCAAGGAGGUGAUUCGUAUCCUGAAGGAACUGAAGCAGAAGUACCCCGACAAAGAGCUGGACCAGCUGGUGGAGCUUGCCAACUACUACGCCCUGCUGCACCAGCAGAAGAGCCGAGCCUUUUACCGCAUACAGGCGACUCGUAUGAUGAUCGGUGCCGGCAACGUCCUGAAGAAGCACGCGGCCGACCACGCCCGGCGUGCCGCGGUGCCGGACGAGGAGUCGACGCAGGACGACGACCUGGCGGUCUGCAGCCACAUCGCCUUUGAGAGCGCCCACAGCCAGUGCAUGGAGAACUGCGGCAUUCUGACACUGGGUGUGGUCUGCCAAGGUGGGCUGGGAGAGAGCACCUUCUAUGUGGACUACAGGACGGAGGACGGCUCAGCCAACGCUGGAUCCGACUACGAGUACAGCGAAGGAACGCUGGUGUUCAAACCCGGAGAGACUCGCAAGGAGAUCAAGGUCGGUAUAAUCGAUGAUGACAUAUUUGAGGAAGACGAGCACUUCUUCGUGCGCCUGCUGAACCUGCGUGUUGGCGAUGCCGAGGGGAUGUUCGAGAGCGACGAGGUUGGCGCCACCCCCAAAGGCCGCCUGGUUGAACCCCUGGUAGCCACGGUGACCAUCCUGGAUGACGACCACGCGGGCAUCUUCACGUUCAGCGAGCGCCUGGUGAGGGUGAGCGAGAGCGUGGGCACCAUGGAGGUGACAGUGGUGCGCAACUCCGGCGCCCGGGGCACCGUCAUCCUGCCGUACCACACCGAGUCGGGCACCGCCAAGGGAGGAGAGGACUACGAGGACGCCCGCGGAGAGCUGGAGUUCACCAACGACCAGACCACUCAGACUCUUCAGGUGCGGAUCAUUGAUGAUGAAGAAUAUGAAAAACAUGAAAACUUCUACAUCGUGCUGGAGGAACCUCGCUGGCUCAAGAGAGGAAUAUCAGCUCUGCUCCUCAACCAAGAGGCGGCAGAGGGUCAGAUGAGUGCAGAGGAGGAGGAGGCCCGGAGGAUAGCCGAAAUGGGGAAGCCCAUCCUUGGGGAGCACAGCCGGCUGGAGGUGGUCAUCGAAGAGUCCUACGAGUUCAAGAGCACAGUUGACAAGCUCAUUAAGAAGACCAACCUGGCGCUGGUUAUCGGCACACACUCCUGGAGGGAGCAGUUUGUGGAGGCUGUCACCGUCAGCGCAGGCGACGGCGAUGAAGACGAGGAGGGCCGCGAGGAGCGCCUGCCGUCCUGUUACGACUACGUCAUGCACUUCCUGACUGUCUUCUGGAAGGUUCUGUUCGCCUGCGUCCCGCCCACCGAGUACUGGAACGGCUGGGCUUGCUUCUUCGUCUCCAUCACCGUCAUCGGCCUCCUCACCGCCAUCAUAGGAGACCUGGCGUCGCAUUUUGGCUGCACCGUCGGGCUCCGGGACACCGUAACCGCCGUGGUGUUUGUGGCACUGGGAACAUCUAUUCCAGACACCUUUGCUAGUAAAGUGGCUGCCACACAGGACCAGCAUGCUGAUGCAUCCGUUGGAAAUGUCACUGGCAGCAACGCUGUCAACGUGUUCCUGGGUAUCGGCGUGGCCUGGUCGGUGGCCGCUGUCUACUGGAAAACCAAAGGGGAACGAUUUCUGGUAGAUCCAGGGUCGCUGGCCUUCUCUGUCACCCUCUUCACCAUCUUUGCUUUCAUCUCUAUGGGCGUGCUCCUGUUCCGACGCCGGCCCUCGAUUGGUGGAGAGCUGGGCGGUCCCAAGGUGCCCCGCCUCCUGACCAGCCUGCUCUUCCUGGGACUGUGGUUCCUCUACAUCCUUUUCUCCAGCCUGGAGGCCUACUGCCACAUUGAGGGCUUUUAAAAUGGGAUGGAAAACGUUCUGAAAAAAUAUCACACGGCAAAACAUACACAUUCUUUGACACUCAAUCUAUACAGUCCAUGAUUAGGCAUGUGACAGAUCCAUCUGUUUUAAUAGGGCUUCAUCGUGCAGCCUGGGUUCGUCCUGGCCCUCGAUCUAUUAGACAUUACGCACACAGGGACAUUUCAGUUUGAAUCAUUAACACACAAUAUGGACAUAUUCAUAAACAGAUCACACCAAACGCACACACACAUAUAAGUACAGGCAUGACCGAGGGCAACAGCAAGUGUUUGUAGGGGGAAGCGAAGUGUGAAUACAAGGAUUUACUACAGCAAAGUUAAGCAGAGAAAUUUCUGAGUACAGAGGGAAAGAGAAUGACAUGUCAGGUGUGACGAGAAACUUGGUGGUUUAGAGGCUCGGCUUCACUUGAAAGCGAAAGGUCAGCCUCUUGAUCGCGGUUUCAUUCAAACAGCAAGGCAAGGUUUUUACAGCUAGGAGGAUUUAGGAUGGAUUAGAAAAGCCACCCUGUAAUUGAUCAGGGGGAUCAGACCAGCGAUAGGGAGGUGUGGGCCUGGCAGUGUAGAAAAUGCAACCAAAUCCAUGGACACCGGACAGAAUUUUCCUCAAAGUGACCACUGAUCCAAGCUGCGUGGAAACAACAACACCCUUGUUUUCUUCAACAGAAAAGGGUCUCUGUAGCCCACCCAUCCCUCCUCUUCACCCACCCUCAUGUCGGCACAACUUUGUAUUCCUGUAGAGAGGAGUGGUGCGCCGUGUAAAAAAAAAAAAAAAAAAAAAAAAGGAGUGGAAUGUUUACAACAACAAAAACUCAAAGUUCGGCCAUUAUUUAUUGCAGUGGAUGACAGUGGUGAUGGUUGUCUUGUAUGCGGAUGGAAGCGGUUCUCCACACUGCGCUGUUGUAAAUUCCAGUGUACAUAUAGAGUGUAGAUGUUUUCAGUAGGGAAAGAGUAACUGUCACUUAGAGCAGGUGGAAAACAUGAUCCACACCAGAGCGGAUAGCUACAAUACUGCAUGGAAACGCAGCAGUCUACAGCACGUGACUGAACUACCUGACGUCCGAGCGGAGGUUUUCUGCUUCUUCUUCUUCUGUCAGCGAAACUCAGGCGCUUUCAUUUCGUCUCAUUCGAGUGCAGACCCGAGCGGCCCACAUCCAGGCUGCCGUUCAUCGUUACACUGAAGACACUGUACAUUUUUAGGAGCACUGGAGCGGCACCCGAGUGCAGAUGAACGGUGACUGAGCAGUGCGGUUUCAACAUGGUCUGAUGUCUCUGCUGACUGACCAAAUAGCCAAUCAGCUCGCAGUCCAUCGAAAAGAGUUACUGUCCACUGAUGACCGAUGCUGAGCAAAGCAGUUGUUGUCUCCUCUGCUCUCAACAAGGUUCAUAAUAACUACACCACAUAAAAAUGGGGACUGAUGGAUUACAGCUAAUAGAGUUACAAUAAUCUGAUUACAAAAGUAUUCUGAUUGGAGUAUUCUGAUUACAAAAGUUCAUGGUAAUCAGAAUAUAGAUACUUCAAGAAAUAGGUGAUUACUUGUUGGAUUUUUCAGAGACAUGUUUGAAGGGAAAAUGACAUAUAGACUAAUAGCUUGCUUAUGUUGAAAUACUGGCUAAUGGUUGUAGAUGAUGUCAGCAACACUAAUUAAAUUAAAACCAUAUUUUACUGUUAAUAUAAAGGCAAGUUCUGGAUUUUGGAGUAGCAGAAAUCGAGAAGUAACUUUAGCGUAAUGUAAAUAGAAAACGUUGCUGAGUUUGAGUCCUCCAGUGGAUUGCAUCACCGAUAAACCAGGUAAUCAGUAGUGUGGAACAGAUUACAUUUUAACAGCAACCUUUCCAACAUCAUGCAUAAACAGCUGUGGUGAAUACUGAUGGUGUCACAUGUUCCCUGCAAAACACGAUGUAAAGUCUUGCUUUCACUUUGCAGUAUGGGAGCAGGUGCUCACGCAUGCUUUUCUGAAGGGUGGGAAAUUCACACCAGAGACCAGCCGAUCGCUAUCACUAACAUUUUAUUUUACAUCCAGCCACUUGGGCACUCAACCAGCUGUCACCUCGACAUUAUUUUCCACUAUAAAAAUUGGAUUUGGGCAGUGAAUUGUAAAAGUAGCUGAAUCUUUUUUGAACUCCAGUUGGUGCUGUGCUCGGAUGGAUGACAGACUGUGUGCUUCCCUGCUCAUCAGCAACGUUGUUCACAAGUGUACCUCCUGUGUUCCCUUCAAAUGUGUUUCUUUACAGGGCCACGUUACGCCAUGUUAACCAUGGCUCUGCUGACAGACCUGUCCGUAUGUCAACUUGAACGAUUUCUUUGCAUGCUGAACUCCAAGAUAUUGAGCAUCUUAACAUAAUUCACAGAUGUCUGCAAAAGAGAAUGAUGUGAAUCGAUGUACAUACUGUAAAUUGCAUCCCUGCAUUUGUGUGUCUGCUCAGUGGACAGUAAACUACCAGCUGUAACCUGAUAGAUGUUAAACCUUUCUUAUAUGAAGCGUGUAGGCAGGAGGGCGGCGAGGUGAGGAGGAGGAGGAGGAGGAGUGUUCAGUACGAUGGAACGGUCAGAGAGAACGGAGGCACCAAAAGGACAUUUCCCACCUCGGAAGAAGGACAGCAGUCUAGUGUAGGCGAUAUGUUGUGUAACAUCCAAUGUGUGGACUUAAAUCCACUUUGUCAGAAACAUUUGUGUUGGUACUUGUUGAGGAAAAAAAUGCAUCAUUAAUUGUGCUUUGUGAAACUUUGCUGUAGAAGCCCUUGGUUUCCCAUACGAAGGGACUGAGGCCUGAGCGUAGACAUAAAAUUCUGGCUGUUUGGCCGUCACUGUGGCAUUGUGGGUAGUGACAGACUAAUCCAUUACUGUGGCAUGCAUCCUAACAAGCUGAUCGUUUCCAUAGCGAUAAUAGCACGGUUACGGCAUGGUCGACUCUGACAAAUAUGCAUGGGCGCUCGAAACGAGACCUGACAGUGUUAGUUUACUUUCAAGGGUGAAGCCUUGAAAAAUCAUUUCAGACUCAACAAAACAGAUUCCAGACAUCAGCUUUGAGUCUGCACCACUUUGAUUAAUUACACAUACAAGAUCCUAAUUAACACCAUUACCCAUUGAGCUACAGGAUCCUGCCCAUCAAAUGCCUUAGUAGAAACUCUUUGAUUAAAAAAAAAAACUGUAGUAUUCAAGUUUUCAGCUGCACAAACUCUGUCCUGGCUGCCCUGUCUUUGAUAUUACCAACCUUAUACAGUGUUUUUUGUUCAGUUUCUUUCCCUCUGUUGUCAGCGCCAGGAAACAAACCUGUUAGUGUGCAAUUAAUUGAAAAUUAUCAGAGGAAAACUAUCAGCUGUGUAAAAAACAAACCCUCCAAGGUGAAAAUAGGCAUUUAACUCUGUUUCAUUAACUUUUGCCCUGUGGGAAGGGAUUGUUGUAAUUUCCCCCCUUUCCCAUCCAUUUAUGAGAGUGCAACAGUGGUGCAGAAUACAUUCAAAAUGAUUAAAUAUUAUUGUAGGAAAUAGGUAGAUGUUUUGAUGGCUCACCCUUUGCUAUACACAACAAUUUAUUUGCAUACAGCCCAUGAGUCAACAGCAGCCGCCGGCUUUCCAGAUUUUUUUUUUUUUUUUUUGCACUAGUGGCAGUGUAAUUGCCCUAUUACAGGCUUAAAUAUAACAUCAAGGAGCAUUUUUAAUAGUGACAUAGCAUAGGCUGUUGUCUCCGGUUGUAAAAAGAAAAAAAAAAAAAAAAAUAGAACCCUUUAAGGCAUGUAUGUGUUGCUCAGUAUUGCAUGGAGAUUAAAGAGGAGAGACAGACGGCAGGGAGGACAUGUAAACGUGUAUAUUCACCCUGCUGGCUGCUGAACAGACGAUACGCCGUGUGGAAAAAACUCGGCAAAAGUCAAGCAGAAGACGCAGAGCGGGAUGCACACCACUGGAAACCACUGAGCAAUAUGCACAGUCCUGUCUCCGCUCGCUGUGACAUUUACACACCAACAAGUCAGGUAUUUUAUUUUCAGCACUGACAGAUGCAGCUGACAUGCUGGUGCGUUAAUAAAUGUCAGAGGAAGCGCAGCGAGGAGUGUGUAGCUUUUUUCUCCCCGUCUUUUUUUUAUUGUAUUACAGAAAUAAACUCGAGCUGAUAGGUUUGCGCAGAAGCAUCCAAAGUCCAGCAACCUUUUCUAGUUGAAGCCGAGGUCAUUGGCCAUGUUAUGAUGUCACAGUCGGUCCUUUCAAUUUUUGAAAUUUUCACUGCCUGAUAUCAUUUGCAUUGCAUUAUUCCUGUGAGGACAUUAUACUUUGUGCUGCUGCUGGUACAUUAUGAACAUUUUUCUCUACGAAGCGCCUAGAGGUCUUCACACGCACAUGGCAAGUGCUCUGCAUCUGGAAUUUGUUCUUACUAUCACUGUACACCAUAAUAGCAGAAAGGUUUGAUUCGUGAACCCACAACUAACCAUACUUUGUAAACUUUCUAAAACCAAUUUUGUAUCUUUUCCUCGCAGAUUAUAGCUGAGGUGGAUUUUUUUUGUACCUCUAAACAAUGUUUAGAAUAGUGUCAAUAUACAGUUGGUAGAGAUUAGUGUAGAUUAUACCAUUACUGAAUUUAGUGGAUUAGAUUUUGAUACGUUUUCCACAGUGAAGAAGCUCCCCCUUGAAUCGCUUGAUCAGUGUAGUUGACCAUAAUCCAACAUAAUCGCAUCUAAUAUACCAGUUUUUUUGUCUGCUGUCUUGUUUGUGUCUGCGUUACAGAUACUUAUGUAUAUUUAUUCUCACAAGAUAAUUUAUUUAGAUAUUUAUUUAUUUACAAAUAGAUUAUUUCUCUAUAGAUAAGCUGUGCCGCAGGUCCUUGAAGUGAACAGGUUGGCGUUUAGUUCAGGGAGUGUGGUUUCAAUGUGCAAUACAGGAUCAAAAAGCAGACGUCUUAUGUCAUUGCACUCAUACAGCAUUGAUGAGAAGUCAGCUACAGUUUACCCCAGGUGGGAGGUAAGAACUUAAAAAAGCAAACAUCUUUUUUUUGCUCCAGUGUUUGUUGUGCCCUCCAACAACUGACAUUUAUUUAUCGGAUUCUCUUGAAGGAGGAGUUUUUGAGUGUAAGUAGCAUGUUUACAUGAAGAAACAGCGCUGAACAUUGCCAGUAUGAUUGUCAGUCUUUAGGGUUGUCGUGAGCAAAAGAGGGAAAAUAUCAGCGAUGCGCAUGAGGCUUUCAGCAGUCGCCUGACUGUAACAUUUGUUCACUGAACUGCGAGUCUACUAGGGAUGGGACAAAUAUUCUUGCACGAUACGAUACAAUACGCGAUAUGGGCUUCACAAUUCAGUCCAAUCACAGCUCAAUGUAAGAGACAACAGCAUGAGCGUGCAGAAUUAGGUUUAUUUCUGAGCCACAAAUCACUCCCGUAUUGGCCUGCUAGAGUGUAAACAACGUAAGAAUCAGGGCUCGGUAUUGGUAAUAGACUGAAAAUGCAUAAACAGAGCUUAAAAUGCAACCUACUGCAUGACACGUGGUUAAACGAAUAAAUAUACAACAUUUAAAUGAGAGAUUGAGUGACAAACUAAUGCAAAGCAACUCAAAUUUCCCAUUCCAGUUUAUUAAAAUGUAAUUAUCACAGUGCACUAGAAUGCAGAUGUCACAACAGCAUAUGAAAAUGAAGUGAAUAAAUGAUACAUGCUGAUGCAAGACGGUAGCGAAUUGGCACUGUAUUGCAAAAAAAUAUAUAUCGCAAUACGUUUUUUUCACAUCACUCUAUUAAAAAUAUUAUUAUAGAGUUCAAAUAUAUUUCAACGGAGAGCUUGUGACAUUGUGAUGGCCGAGCUCAUGGUCUCAUUAGCAGUUACUAGCAAGUAUUACGGUUCAUUUCAGUGGCCAGCGGGACGUAUUGUAGCAGUCCUGUAUCGCCAUAUAUUGAAUUUCCAGAUAUUUUUCCCAUCCCUAUUGCAUCUGCUGAACUUUUGUGUAAUCUGUGACUGGGUUGAGAAAACAAACAAACAAACAAACAAAAAGAUCCUCUUUGACAACAAUGGAUGACCACUGAUAUUACCUGCGCCCAGUGUGGCAGGUUGUGUCCCGGUAAAUGUGACGCCCGUGUGGCUCAGCACCCGAAGCAGAACUGUCUGCAGUGUCCAGACAAUGUUCCACGUUCUGAUUAACUUGUGUACUAACUGUCUGGCUUCGGCCUUUGCUGUUCUGUAGCUAGAUGUGAUACGACCCCCACCCCCAACCCAGACCGCCCCCCCUCUCCAAAAAACCCCCUGAUGUCCUCCUGUGUUCGUUCCCUUUGUGUUCCUCUGCAGAUGCAUGAUGAUUCCCCGUGUAUGUGUGUUAGCAGCAUGGUCUACUGUGAUGGACGCCUGUAGGCAUAUUUUACUGGGUCGAUUCCCGCGGUUGAAUCC
Myripristis murdjan (pinecone soldierfish) is the source of this 9660-nucleotide messenger RNA. RefSeq names its product solute carrier family 8 member 2b (gene slc8a2b). The transcript is spliced from 17 exons. Gene Ontology annotation, molecular function: calcium:sodium antiporter activity. Gene Ontology annotation, biological process: cell communication; calcium ion import across plasma membrane; sodium ion transmembrane transport. Gene Ontology annotation, cellular component: axon; postsynapse; sarcolemma. Lineage: Eukaryota; Metazoa; Chordata; Actinopteri; Holocentriformes; Holocentridae. The coding region runs from base 311 to 3292 and encodes 993 amino acids. The record is from RefSeq and is a predicted model, not a curated record.